AUGUCGUCCAUCGUCAGCGCUCUCACCGACCUCGUCAAGUCGCUGCUAGAAGUCGUCUGGUCCUUCUUCACCACUGCCGGCGAACUCGUUCAGAAGACGGCACAGUUCUUCCUCAGCAUUGCUACUGGAAUCCUCAACCUCUUUGUUGACUUCUUCCGUGGCCUUGUCGAUCUCGCUGGAGGUCUCGUGAGCUUCAUACUCGGCAACGUUCUUAUGUUGGGCGUCAUCGCUGCUCUUGUCUUCGGGUUUCUCCAGUACCAGCGCAGCCAGGGCAGGACGGUCACGGUCGGCAACAAGAAGCUCAACUAG
Molecule: messenger RNA, 309 nt
Organism: Pyrenophora tritici-repentis Pt-1C-BFP
Lineage: Eukaryota; Fungi; Ascomycota; Dothideomycetes; Pleosporales; Pleosporaceae
Product: DUF566 multi-domain protein
Source: RefSeq, a predicted model, not a curated record